CCCUCAGGGAGGGGCCAGCUGCUCUGUGGGCAGGGCCUGCGGGGAGAGCUGCUGCUCGCCACAUCCUCCCCUGCCUCCCCACCCUGUGCACGCGGCAGGGCAGCAGCCGCGCUCUGACAGACCCAUGGGGCUCUGCCGAGUGACCCAUGGGCUCCGGGGCCGACUGUUUGCUCCUCCCUGAGUGUGACUGACAGCCACACGGCUGCCUGCCUGCCUGCCUGUCUCUCUUUGCGUCUGCCCCGCUGGCCACCUGCCUGUCUGCUUGACUUCCCUUCCCCUGUCUGUCCGUCUGCCUGUCUGACCAGCCCUGGUCUGCUGUGGGUCUCUCCCUGGUGCAGUCGAUCUCUGUCCUCUGUCUGUGUGUGACCUCCCUGGGAUGUGACCGACCACUGCCUGUGACCCCGGCCGGCUCUCUCUGUGUGGCCUGCCUGCCUAGGGCCCGGGGCCAUCCGUCCCGGUGACAGGUCGUAGGCUUGUCUGGCUGGUGACUCAGGACAGGCUGUGGAUGCCCACCCCCUACACCUGCCUGCUCCCUCUGACUCCCGUCCCGCGCCCCCACCCCUGGAAGGCCACUGGAUUCCCCCCCGAGCACACAGAAUGGAUUCCUGAGGCAGAAGCUGGGACAGCAGGGCAAUGGGGAGCCACCGAAUGAUCCAGUUGCAACGGGGACGUGGCUGGGAGGGCCACAGCUGGGUGCUGGAGAGAUCAGGGAGGAGGCCGGCCGGAGGGCAGCCCCAAUCCCCGCCCGAGCCCCGCUGGAGAUGACGGCUGACCUGUGACCCUCCACUAUCCCGUUCCUGAAGCGUCAGUGAGGGAAAGACACGGGGAUCCCGAGAGCCAGCAUGCUGUGUGGCUGGGCGGCCCCUCUGUUCCUGCUGAUGCUCCAGGGUGCCUGGGGCUGCCUAGACCUCGUCUGCUACACCGAUUACUUCAAGACAGUCACCUGCACCCUAGAGACAUGGACCGUCCACCCAGGCACGCUCACCCUUACCUGGCAAGACCUAUACGGAGAACUAGUGGACGAGGUCACCUCCUGCAGCCUCCGCCGGUCCACCCACAAUGCCACACACACAGAGUACACGUGCCACAUGGAUGUGUUCCACUUCAUGGCCGACGACAUUUUCAGUGUCAACAUGACAGAUCAGUCCGGCAAUCGCUCCCAGGAGUGUGGCAGCUUUGUCCUGGCUAAGAGCAUCAAGCCGUCCCCCCCUUUCAAUGUGACCGUGACCUUCUCGGAACAUUAUAACGUCUCCUGGGACUCCAAUCACGAUUCCUAUCCUCUGAAGGGCAAGCUACAACAUGAGCUGCGGUACAGGAGGCAGGGAGACCCCUGGGCGCUGAGUCCGGGGAGAAAGCUGGUCUCCGUGGACGCGAGGAGCGUCUCUCUCCUUCCCUUGGAGUUCCGCUUUGACUCGGACUACGAGGUCCAGGUGCGCUCGGGGCCGCAGCCCGGCUCUUCCUUCCAGGGGACGUGGAGCGAGUGGAGUGACCCAGUCACCUUUCACACCCUGCCGGAAGAGCUAAAGGGAGACGGCCACAUCUACCUGCUGUAUAUCUUCCUGGUCAUUGUAGUCAUAGUCUUCUUGGGCCUGAAGAUCGACCUGCCUUGGAGGCUGUGUAAAGAGUGGAUACAGGUGCCCAGCCCAGAGCAGUUCUUCCAGCCCCUCUACGUGAGCCACAGCGGAGACUUCAGGAAAUGGGUGGGCACGCCCUUCACUGCCUCCAGCUUGGAGCUGGUGCCCUGGAGCCCAGAGGCGCUUUCGUCCCUGGAGACGCACACCGGCUGCCCGCCGCAGGGUGCCAGCAAGGGGCCGGAGCCCACGGAGCUGCCGGAGCCCGCGGACCUGGUGGAGGCGGACGGGGUGCCCGAGCUGGGCUUCUGGGGCCCAGCCCACUCCGUCGUCAGCAGCCUCGGUGGCUCAGCUUACAGCCAGGAGAGGGACCGGCCAUACGGCCUCGUGUCCAUUGAUACGGUGACCGUGGCGGGCACCGAGGGGCCCUGUGCCUGGUCCUGCACCUGCGGAGAUGAUGGCUACCCAGCCCUGAACUUGGACGCCAGUCUGGAGCCUGGCUCGAGCACUGGGGACCCGCUCUUGGACACAGAGACCACAGUCCUGUCCUGCGGCUGCGUCUCGACUGGUGGCCUUGGCGGGCCGGACAGCCCUCUGGGCAGCCUCCUCGACAGGCUGAAGCUGCCCCUCAAAGAUGAGGCGGGUUGGACCCCGGGGCCGCCCUGGAGCGGCGGGCCACCCCGAGGGGUGCCUGGAAGCGAGGCAGGCUCGCCCCCGGCCGGCCUAGACAUGGACACUUUUGACAGCGGCUUCGCGGGCUCUGACUGCGGGAGCCCUGUGGAGUGUGACUUCGCCAGCCCCGGGGACGCAGGGCCCCCCAGGAGCUAUCUCCGCCAGUGGGUGGUCAUGACCCCUCCACCUGAGGGAUCUGGGCCGCAGGCCAGCUAGCGAGGCCGACUGGCCGUCCGGAGCAGGCCGAGCCAUUCGGCCCUGAGCCAGAGCUGGGGGCCCCUGGGCCGGAGGGUGAAGCGGCCUGCAACCUCCCGUCCCCCCGACGGGGCCCCCGGGCCCAGUGUUUACGGCGACCCAGGUGCACACUGCUGUGUCCGUGUGUGACCAGCACAGCUGCCAGAGGGCAUGGAGCGUGCCGCGGUGAAGCCACGUGCCCGAGACCACACACGUCUGUGCCCACACGAGGUCCCCGUGUGUACGGAUGUGAGAAGCACAUGUAUCCGUGACUGUGUGCACGGGAUGCCAGCCUCGCUCCUCGCCAGAUACAUGGGGUGGCCCCAGGUCGUGUGCCGAGGGGCUGGUCCAGGGUUACUCACGGCCCUGGCGGGACCAGGCCACUGCCUGCGGCGUCCGAGUUCCAGCCCUCCGGAUCUGGCCUCCAGGAGCCGCAGGACGUCCAUACUGUUCCUCUUCACUUCUCGGGGUGGGGAAGAGGAUGGAGGGGGCCCACCGUGCUCCUGGGUGUGGGGAGGUUUGGGGGGAGCCUGGUGGGUCAAGAUCUGCUUCCUAACUGUGAUGCCUCUGGGCUGUGCCGCCUUGGGCCGGCCGCUUCCCCUCUCUGGGCUGGAGUUUCCCGUUUGGACUAGGGUGUGGGGGUGCGUGACCCAUCUUGGGGAGAAAUGGGUGAGGUCACCCAGGGUACAGGGUGCGACAGAGCAGACCCUCAAUAAACUCAGUUUCCUUCCUUCUA
Messenger RNA from Felis catus (domestic cat), 3213 nucleotides. RefSeq names its product interleukin 21 receptor (gene IL21R). Gene Ontology annotation, cellular component: membrane; external side of plasma membrane. Lineage: Eukaryota; Metazoa; Chordata; Mammalia; Carnivora; Felidae. Gene Ontology annotation, molecular function: protein binding; cytokine receptor activity. Gene Ontology annotation, biological process: immunoglobulin mediated immune response; cytokine-mediated signaling pathway. The transcript is spliced from 11 exons. The coding region runs from base 843 to 2459 and encodes 538 amino acids. The record is from RefSeq and is a predicted model, not a curated record.